This is a messenger RNA of Owenia fusiformis, 1388 nucleotides long. The record is from the annotation of a GenBank genome assembly. Lineage: Eukaryota; Metazoa; Annelida; Polychaeta; Sabellida; Oweniidae.
GUGGGAAAUCCAAAGUUGAAAUACACUUAUAAACUGCUCUUUUUAGGUUAAGUACAAGUCUAUAUAUUAAAUACACACGUCCCCAAAUUUAUUAGUAAUAUAGGAAAACAUGGAUGUCAACAAAAGAAGGAUCGGUGUGGUUGGUUUCGGCAGUUUAGGUCAAUACUUGGUAGAAGAAAUACAAGCAAGACCAGAAUUAGAACUUGCAUUUGUUUGGAACAGAUCUAAGGAAACCAUGCAACAGAAACUGGAUGAAAGGCUUAUCUUAAAUGAUUUGUCCAAGUUUUCUGAAAGAAAUGCUGAUAUAAUUGUUGAGGUUUGCCAUCCAAAAAUAUCAGAGCAGUAUGGAGAGAGUUUCUUGGAGAAUGCAGAUUAUAUGGUUGGGUCACCAUCUGCACUGGCCAACCAGGACACUGAAGACAAGUUACGUAAUGCUGCAAAGCAUCAUGGGAUGUAUAUUCCUAGUGGUGCAUUCUGGGGAGGAGAGGACAUAAAAAAGAUGGCGGACCGUGGAACUUUACAGGCACUAAAGGUUACAAUGACAUUUCACAGAGACAGUCUAAAGCUAUGUGGACAGUUAGAAGAUAAGAAUAAAAAUAUCAAAGAUAAUUGUACAGUGUUAUAUGAUGGUCCAGUACGAGGCCUCUGUCCUCUUGCCCCCAACAAUGUCAACACUAUGGCUGCCGCCUCAAUAGCUGCACACAAUCUAGGCUUUGACAAUGUACAAGGAUGUCUGAAAUCUGAACCAAAUUCGUUGGAUUUCCAUAUAGUUGAGGUAGAGGCUUGGGGACCUGGUAAUAUUGAACAAGGGACUGCCUUCCAUGUGCGUACAGUUAGAAAGAAUCCUGCAAAAGUUGGUGCUGUUUCGGGGAAAGCCACCUAUGCAUCAUUUCUCAGUAGUUUAUUAGGUGCUCAUGGGAAAGGACCUGGUGUGCAUUUAUGUUAAUUAUCACAGGACUUAUGGGAACCCACCUGUUGUGCUCAAUACCACAUAACCAGUCAGAACCAUCACAGAGUGACUUAAUGUGGAACAAUGUUAUAAAAAGAGAAUAAGGAAUUAAAAAGAGUGGAUCAAUUUACAACAUCUCACAACUACAUGAACUUAGCUUAUGUGAAAAAUAAUUUGGCGGUUGUGUUUUAAAUGGAAAGUAUUCAUGAAAAGACUGGAAUCAGUGUGAAAUAAAGUAAACAGAAACUAAACAAAGGAGCAUUAAGCAGUUGGCGUAAAAUAAGCAAAACCAGAAAAAUAGAGUUAAAAGUGUAGGAGUGAAACUUCUAGCACCUUUGAUCAUGUACUUUAAGGUGGAUUCCAUCAAUGUUGAUCUAUAACAUAUUUUAGGAUAAAUAAGUAUAUUGCUGAAAUAUAUUUUGUUGUGAGAUUUAGUACU